This is a messenger RNA of Penaeus indicus, 1419 nucleotides long. RefSeq lists its product as uncharacterized. The transcript has 5 exons. The record is from RefSeq and is a predicted model, not a curated record. NCBI's taxonomy places the organism in Eukaryota, Metazoa, Arthropoda, Malacostraca, Decapoda, Penaeidae. Bases 1 to 1419 code for a protein of 472 amino acids.
AUGAAAAGAAAAUCAAGAACCCCAGAAGCCUCAAAGAGAGGGAGAAGAAAACCAACCCUCCAGCCAACCCUCCAGCCAACCCCCCACCAAUCCCCCACCAACCCCCCAGCCAACCCUCCAGCCAACUCUCUAGCCAACUCCCCCACCAACCCUCCAGCCAACCCCUCCACCAACCCUCCAGCCAACCCCUCCACCAACCCUCCAGCCAACCCCUCCACCAACCCUCCAGCCAACCCCCCCACCAACCCUCCAGCCAACCCCCCCACCAACCCUCCAGCCAACUCUCUAGCCAACUCCCCAGCCAACCCUCCCGCCAACCCUCCCGCCAACCCUCCCGCCAACCCUCCCGCCAACCCUCCCGCCAACCCUCCCGCCAACCCUCCCGCCAACCCUCCCGCCAACCCUCCCGCCAACCCUCCCGCCAACCCUCCCGCCAACCCUCCCGCCAACCCUCCCGCCAACCCUCCCGCCAACCCCCCCGCCAACCCCCCAGCCAACUUCCCCGCCAACUCCCCCCACCAACCCUUCAGCCGACUCCCCCGCCAACCCCCCCCGCCAAAUCCCCAGCCAACUACCCAGCCACCCCCUAGCCACCUACCGCCACCCCCACUCAAUCACCCAGACAACUACACUCAACCGCACCCAACAAGCCACACCCACCCAGCCACGCCCAACUACCCACCCCUAACCAGCCAGCCUAUCCUAAUCACAUCCUACUACUUGGGUGUGGUUGGGUUGCUAGGUGGUUACCCACUCAUCACACCCAGCUACCCAGCUACACCCAACCACCCAGCUACACCCCAGCUACCCCCACCCCCCACUGAACUACUCAGCCCACCCAGCCAACCACCCAGCCAACCACCCAGCCACACCCAAAUACCCACCCAACCACCCACCACCCAUCCAAUCAACCACACCCAGCCACCCAUCCAACCAACCACACCCAGCCCCCACCCAACCAACCACACCCAGCCCCCACCCAACCAACCACACCCAGCCCCCCACCCAACCAACCACACCCAGCCCCCCACCCAACCAACCACACCCAGCCCCCCACCCAACCAACCACACCCAGCCCCCACCCAACCACACCCACCCACCAACCACACCCAGCCCCCCACCCAACCAACCACACCCAGCCCCCCACCCAACCAACCACACCCAGCCCCCCACCCAACCAACCACACCCACCCACCCAACCACACCCAACUACCCACUCAGCUAGUCACCCAGCUACCCACCCUAACACCUAUUCCCACCUACCCCACCGCCCAACCACACCCAACUACACCCAACCAGCCACCCAGCUACCCCACCAACUACCCCCACUCACCCACCCUAUCACCUAUUCCCACCUACCCCAUCGCCCAGCCACACCCAACUACACCCAACUACACCCAGCAACACCCAACUACCUAA